Poecilia reticulata (guppy) is the source of this 2937-nucleotide messenger RNA. Lineage: Eukaryota; Metazoa; Chordata; Actinopteri; Cyprinodontiformes; Poeciliidae. The record is from RefSeq and is a predicted model, not a curated record.
AUGCAAUCAAAGUUAAAUUAUUACGUCAAAAAGAACGUUCUUCUCAAUCUGUCACGGUCUUGUAGGAGGAGCUGCUGAGAUCGGCUCCUCAUAGGUCCGCAGCUCCCACAUAAAGGCCGACACACCGCAGCUCUCGCUCACAUUCAUCUUUGUGUUUGCACAGAAGAAGAAGACGACAAAAUGAGCGGUAGAGGAAAGGGAGGCAAAGGACUCGGUAAAGGAGGCGCCAAGCGUCACCGUAAAGUUCUCCGUGAUAACAUCCAGGGAAUCACCAAGCCCGCCAUCCGCCGUCUGGCUCGCCGCGGGGGAGUCAAGCGUAUCUCCGGUCUCAUCUACGAGGAGACCCGCGGUGUGCUCAAGGUCUUCCUGGAGAACGUCAUCCGUGACGCCGUCACCUACACCGAGCACGCCAAGAGGAAGACCGUCACCGCCAUGGACGUGGUGUACGCUCUCAAGAGGCAGGGCCGCACUCUGUACGGAUUCGGAGGCUAAACGGUGAACUCUGCUUACUAAACCAAACAAAGGCCCUUUUCAGGGCCACCCACUUACCGAUUAAUGAGAUGAAUUUCCUGUCAAGUCUUAACGGUUGAAACUGAUACAAAUUUUUGUGAAAUUGAUGAGAAACCUUGAGCCUUCAAGCGUUUGCCGAUGGUCAUUUUUAUUUAUUUUUUUUACAGAGUCUUGUUACUGGCCGGAUUUUUCUCGGAACACAACUCCGGCAGCAGAGCACAUUCCUCUGCUUCCGUUAUGAUUUGCAUUUACUCCAAAAAUAUUUUACGUAUAGAACCUUAUUUUUGUUCAGAAUUGACUUCAAAAUGCAAUUUUAUUACUAAAAGAUGUAAAAGAAAUUUCCCCGCCAGGAGUUCUAUAUUCAUGAAUAAUAUCCUUAAACUGUUUUUCCAAGACUGUGUUCAGUUCUACAUUUUGACCAAAAUUACUUGAAAGCCACGACGGGGACUAAAAAGCCAAUAUGUGAUUCCUGAACAGCAAACGGCAACAUUAUUUCUGCCUGACGGUCAUUACCAUCUAGUGGUAUGUUUGUUUUUCCUGAAUAGACAACUUUACACUGUUUGAUUUUUACCCAAGGUAAAAAGCUGGUGUUGCACAUCAGCUUAUAACUUUGUGAGCUUUGGGUGAUGAGCGUCUCUACUGUUCCCACAAAUGCAGAGAAAUGAACUAAUCUUGUUGAAAAUCACGUGACUGAAAACAAACGAUGCCUCGCAUUACCUGGGACACGUGACCGCUUCAUUUUGCGUGUCGGUUUUCAAAAUAAAAGCGCGAUGAGCCGUGCUGCUUCAUGGGUUGUUGUAGGUUAUUUGGUCGUGUAUCGGAGGAGAAUAUUUCUUUAGCAGUGGCUGAAAUAAAAGGAACAUUGACCAACAUGAGUAUUGAUGAUUUUCAUGAUGGCACUCAUUAACGUGUAAUGUGUUUUGACUAUGUUUUUGUAUUUUUCUAAUAUGAAGAACUUUGAACUGCAUUGUUACUGAAAUGUGCUACAGAAACUGCAAGAGGAAAAUCUGACAUCUGGGAGUACUUUGAGAUUCUUAAAAAAAAUAACUAAUCCCCCACCUCCUAAAUUCUCACCUUCUGGAAAUUUCCACUAUUUCUAGUUUGAUCAGCAAAGAUAUACAUCAGUCUUGCACAGCAGAAGCAGAAUUAAAAUUCUGCAUGGAGAUAAAUAUAAGUAAGGGAUCAGAGCCAACUGGACAUCUGCUAAAAAGAAUAAGGGUUAUCACUGCUACUUGUUCUCAAGCUGAGUUUUGUUCCAUGGACUCUGGGCUAUUUGAACCACUUGCCACUAGAAGUUGCCUCCCAGCAGGGCUGUUGGUGGCAUCAGCAAUACUGACACUGGUUAAGGGCAUUACUCACGUCCCUAUAGGGAUGUUAGUGUUGGGUACUGUUAAAGGUACUGUUAAUGUAAGCAAGAAGCAGGUUUUGAGAAGUUUGAGACAAUAAAUUUAUGAAUGUGUGUAUAUAUAAAUAAAGGUCUGAGCUUAGACAGACGUGAUAAGAUCAGUGGUAACAGCAGAUGGAGCCUGGCCAUGUGAGAAGUCUGAGUUUCUUAUUACACAGGACGCCUCUGGCAGCUUGAAUACGCUUCCCUCAAUUGUCAGAUGCAUCAUGGGAAAUGGAGUCUUAAAAUCAAUAUUUUUCUCCUUUUGUUUCUUAAGAAAAUCUGAGUAAAACAAGAAACAUUUUAACGUCCAUACAGUGGAGAAGGACUGCAAUAAUCACACAGAACAGAGUUAGUUCAUACUUUAUUGGUAAACAAGCACAGAAUGAAACCAAUUAAUACAUUUUAGGACUGUAACUAAUGGUUGUUUCAGUAAUGGAUUAUGCUGAUUAAUUGGUAAUUGGAUGAGAAAUGUAUACAUUCUGCUUAUUUUUCAGCUAGCCACUUAAGAAUAACAUUAUAAACUUUAGAAACAAUAAUAAAAAAGUCAUUUGAUUCCUAUUUUAAAUGAGAAAGUGUUUUAUUGACUGCAUUGCAACAAAAAAGAGAGAAAAAAACAGCACUCCAUUACUGAACGCUUGACCGUUUGUAGCAAAGGAUGAAAUCUGCAGCUAAAAACAAAAACACUUCUAACAUCAACAUGUUAGAAAUGCUGAGCAAUUUCUGCUGAACUGAACUUCAAUACAGUGUGAGGCUGAUCUGGUGAUUCACUUUAUAUGAACCAGUGAAAAACUAGAGAGCAUACAGUGACCAAUAGGCGUCAUCACUUUCAUCAAAUGGUCGUCAACUAUUAAUUGAUUACUAAAUUAGUUGAUUCUUUUAAUUAAUACAGUUGUUUCAGCUCUAAUAUAUAAUAUUAUAUCCCAUAACUUAACAGAAACUUAUAGACUGAAUUAACUUUUUUUUUCUAACACUCAGUCUGCAGCCUGACAGUUUACAACAGUAAAUACAGCAAACUGCCGGGAAAACCUCCUGAAUAAUGU